CAAUGAACCCAGAAAUUUUAGCAAUGAUUGUGACAAUGAACGGAUGAUGAUCGCGGGGUCAAAGUUGACGCGCAUUUGACGUCCGACCCACCGGAGGAGAAGAGAGGAGCAGCCGCUCGUUGUGGUAUUAACAACAGGAGGGGAUCCCGGUGCGUGUGUCCGUGUCUCUGUGCGUUUCUGUGAGCCUCUGUCAUCCAAGCCGAGCGGCAGUGAGGAGCGGAGGGGGCGACCAGGCUAGCCUAUAAGCCGAUCAAGGCGGAAUCGCACACAACGAGUUUGACGUCUGGGAUUUUCUGCGCAUCUACGCGCUGUGACGGUGUGAACGAGGUGCAAGGAUGAUGCGUCUAGCGUGUUGCACGGCCCUGCUGUUCGUGCUGAGGCUGCUGGUGGGCUUGCCCUGGUACCAGGUUCUCCCCGCCAUCCUGAUCUUCUACCUGGGAAGCGGAGGAUGGAGCUUCUUGCAGAUCUUUGCCCGAACAGUUGGCAGAGACUUACAUGCGGCAUUUGUGCUGCUGCGGGUGAAGAUGAAUGUCAGACGACACCUCAGAGAGAAGAACACUAUUCCCAAGAUCUUUGCUGAGACGGUCCACCGCUACGGGGACAAAACGGCGCUGAUCUUCGAGGGCACUGGCGAGAGGUGGACCUUCCGACAGCUGGAUGAGUACUCCAACCGAGUGGCUAACCUGCUGCUGAAACGGGGUUUCAAGGACGGCGAUGUGGUGGCCAUUUUCAUGGACAACAGGUCCCAGUACGUGGGCCUCUGGCUGGGCAUGGCCAAGAUCGGAGUAGAGGCCGCUCUUAUCAACUUUAAUCUGAGACUAGAGGCCCUGGUCCACUGUGUCACCAUCUCCAAUGCCAAGGCUGUGGUGUUUGGCUCGGAGCUGACUGAUGCGAUAUGUGAGGUCCACAGUUCAAUGGGGACGGCAGUGCAGAUGUUUUGUUGUGGAGACUGGGACCCCAAACGAGUUCCAAAGGGAACUGAGUGCCUAGAACCCCUGCUGGAUGCUGCCCCGUCUCAUCAGCCAAACCCGCCACAACGCAGCUUCACAGAUCGCCUGUUCUACAUCUACACGUCAGGAACCACUGGGAUGCCUAAAGCUGCUAUUGUUGUGCACAGCAGGUACUACCGCAUGGCAGCCUUGGUAUAUUAUGGCUUUAGGAUGACGUCCGAUGAUGUGUUGUAUGAUUGCCUUCCACUCUACCACUCUGCAGGUAACAUUGUGGGAGUGGGCCAGUGUAUAAUACACGGCAUGACUGUCGUAAUCAGAAAGAAGUUCUCUGCCUCGCGUUUCUGGGAUGACUGUGUCAAAUACAACUGCACCAUCGUGCAGUAUAUCGGUGAGAUCUGCAGAUACCUGCUGAACCAGCCGGUUCGCCACACAGAGCAACAGCAUCGGGUGCGCAUGGCGCUGGGCAACGGCCUGCGUCAGUCCAUAUGGGAGGAGUUCAUGAAACGCUUCAACAUCCCGCAGAUCGCGGAGUUCUACGGAGCCACAGAGUGCAACUGCAGCCUUGGCAACUUCGACAACAAGGUUGGAGCGUGUGGCUUCAACAGCCAGAUUCUCCCCUUCAUCUACCCCAUCAGACUGGUGAGGGUUGAUGAGGAGACUAUGGAGCUCAUUAGGGGACCUGAUGGCGUCUGUAUUCCCUGUAAACCCGGCGAGCCUGGCCAGCUUGUUGGAAGGAUCAUUCAGAACGACCCUCUUCGCAGGUUUGAUGGUUAUGUCAACCAAUCAGCAACCAGCAAGAAGAUUGCUCAUAGUGUCUUCAAGAAGGGAGACAGUGCCUAUCUCUCUGGUGAUGUGUUGAUCAUGGAUGAGAACGGCCACAUGUACUUCAAGGACCGCACAGGGGACACUUUCCGCUGGAAAGGAGAGAACGUCUCCACGACUGAGGUGGAGGGAACUCUCAGCAGGCUGUUAGACAUGAAAGAUGUAGUAGUUUAUGGAGUGGAGGUACCAGGAGCAGAGGGAAAGGCUGGAAUGGCAGCCAUCGCUGAUCCGUCUCACUCCACUGACCUGGAGAAGUUUGCGAAGGACAUGGAGAAGGCGCUUCCUCCGUACGCCAGACCUGUGUUUCUCCGCUUCCUUCCGGAGGUCAACAAGACAGGAACGUUUAAGUUUCAGAAGACGGAUCUGCGUCGGGACGGCUUUGACCCCAGCGCAGUGUCAGACAGACUGUACUUCCUGGAUUCCAGCAGAGGGCGCUAUACACAGCUGGACGAGGAGCUUCACCGCUCCAUACUGUCAGGGAAACACAAAUUGUGAUGAGCAGGCUGACCACUACAUGUACACAGACACACACACGCACACACACACACAGGCACACACACACAUACAUGUACACACAUACAGAUACAGAAAAGAAGACAAUGUUGUGUGACCAGGAUAGCAGAAUGCAGGACCUUGUCCCCGUAUACACAAAUGCAUAUAAAGUAAUAGCCAUACACACUCCAAUGCAUCCAGACCCAAAUGCCAACACAUGCACACAUUGUAUUCCCAAAACCACUUUGCUCUCUGAAAUCCCUAAAACAGACUUAUGCACGCCACACACACACACACACACACACACACACACACACACACGGCACAACUCCAUCCAUCCCUCCUGCGAUCUCCCCGGCAACUCCUCUCGCUACCUCAGCAAACACAGAGAGGCACAAACCCAGCAACCAGGUCUAUUUGGAAACUUGAAAGCACCCUUCAUCGCCACACAAGCCCUGCCCACACAGGUCUCUCAAACAACCACGCCUGUCCAUCCUGGUCCGUCAAGCCAGAUGUGUCGCUGGGGGACACAACUGGGUGGGACACGGAGAACAGGCUGCCUGGCAUCCAGAAUGCAAAAACUUGAAUACCUACAGAUAACCACAGACUUCAAGGAUGCUGAGAGGGAGCAUGGAUUCAGUACAAAGAGGUGCGUGGGACAGAGGAGGGACUCAUGAGGACCUAAACCGUCUUUCGGUUCGUUGUUUCGUCAGCAAGGCCGUUCUGUGAAAGACUGGUGCCUCUACCGUAGACUUCACCUGCACAAUUAGCCAGCAGUGACAAACCUGUGUGACAACUCCAGCCUUCCUCUAUCUGAGGUUCAGCAUUUGCUUGACCUCUCCGGUCUCCUUGUCUCCAUUUCCGUCCUUGUGAUGAAAAUGAAGAAAGGACGCCAACGUUUUUGUUUUGUUUUGUUUUUGAAAAGGGAACAACAGAAGGCUGUGAGGGAUUUUGGAAAGCCUUUCACGUGACGCCCACAGUUCCAGAAGUUAGAUUAGUCCAGUGGUUGAAGCUGAAAGAUUCACUCAAGUGCAAUAGGGCUCCAGCGUUGCAGUGCAAUAAUCAGCCGCACCACACGAGCGCUGAUAUAAAACAAAGCUUUGUAUUUAAAUAUGUCUGCAUCACACCAAAUAUAUUUAAGUUGUAGUUGUUUUUUUUUACCUAUUUAAGAAAAAUAUGAAGGUUUUAGUAAUUUAUGUUGUUGUAAAAGCUUUCUCUUUUUGUCAUAGUGCAAAUGUAUCAGGUUGAUUUUGCUUUAUGUGUGUUCAAACCCAUGCUUCAGCAACUCUCUCGAGUCCUGAAAAAUGAAGCUGCAGUUUGCAUUUUAUAUCAGCUGCUGGAACACAAAGUCAAGUGAUCUGACUGAUUCAACCCUGGGCUAAACACAUGGGGCGAUUUCCAUCCACAGGAGUUGUCCCCAUACUGGCACGCAGUGUGUUUGUGCGGCUGUAUUGUGCAGGUUUUGUCCUAAGAGGUAGACUUUGUCUGUCCUAUGGUUAGUGUGUGUGUGUGUAUAUUCUUUUAAAACAUGCGAAGAGGACUUGACUGAAGAAAUAGAAGCACCAAAUCUAUCGGCGAGGACUUCUGUUUUCAACAAUAUUCUGGUGCUGAAUAGGGAUUUUCUGCCAGGUUCAAGAGAGUCGAAAGAUCCAAAGAUUCAAAGGCGGGAGUCGGGACAUUGUUGCAGAGGGGGCGCGUCGAAAUAGAACGGUAGAGGAAGAGAAAAUAUGCUUUGUCAUCGAUGUUUUGUCUGUUGUUUGCGGUAGCCGUCGUCAGAGGUUGUAGCACCAUGAAUGAGCAUCAUCAACCACAAGCAGAGCACUGUGCCUUACUGUGAGUUCACCUCCCAGAUUCACAGGCCCUGGCCCGCACAUAGCCUCUCAUAUGGUUCCCUAUGUCGUUCCGCUUCUACCUACCAGAAUCUGUCUCUAAGUUUCCUGGCGUAGUAGCCUGGCAAAGAUGGCCUAAAUCCUGGGAGCUCAUAUUUUAUAAAAUCAUCUGCUAAGAAUCCUUAGCAGCCCAGCGACUGGCACCUUCAUCCUGCCAGGUGCAGGAAGAGCUUGUGUUGACUUCUCGCUGGAUGAAAGUCCAAAAUUUUGCAAGGCUGCUGUCAGAGCAUUUUCAAGGACUUUAUCCUCCUUACUUCCUGUCCUUUGGGUCUCCUCCGGUCUUUCCUUAGUCCGCACUGUAACCUUAAUUUGUCUUUUAGCUGUCUUACUUUUCUGUUUCUUGGGUUGUCUUAGAGAUAUUGUUCUCCCAAGUUUCCAUACGCUCAGCACCUUUACACCAAGCCUUUAUCAUCUUUCUGCCAAGCACCCCAAUCCUUUCCCCUGAUCCACCUCUAACUUCUUCCCCCUCUCUCUCUGUCCAUGGCCCUCCAUCCCUCUGAGCUGGCACCUGUGUUUGGUCCUCUCUGUCUCCGUCAGGUACCGAGCCUCAUUCUCUGCCAUGUCUGCGUCAUCUCGCUGUGCUCGCAUUGAUUCAGACAUUUGAAUUUAGAUAUUUCCUAAUUGGAGUUUUGAUUAGUGUUUGAUGGAGGGUUUUUUUGUUGUCUGCUUUUGUUCUGGAGGUCUGGUGAAUCAAAGCUCCACCUACACACUCAAAACUGUUUUCAGGUGUCUUUUGCAGGUGUGUGUUGUGUGUAGUCUGCCACUGACCCUGUGACUUUUUGUCUUACCUUUGCAACUGACCACAUCCCGAGUCACCUGCAGUGCAGCACAGCCAAGCUGGCCGUCACCAGCAUCGGCUGUGUGGCGAGUCAUGUGGAGACUGGCUGCUGUGCGGAAGACUCAUUAUUCUUCACGAGCUUUAGGCUGCUUUGUUUUCUGUCUGAGUCUCUACGUUCAAAUGGCUUUUCUUAGUUCAUACUUUGUACUGACUGACUGACACAGUUGACCUUGACGGCUGCAGUCUGCUGACAGUGAUCGUCAAAGUCAGUUUCCUUGUUUGUUUCCCCUGUGGUCUUCGGUUCAAAGAGUGUCUCCCUCACUUGUAUUUAUUCUUUAAUGAUGAGUGUGAAAUGUUCUCAUGAAUGUCUGAAAAAGCAAAUGAGUGAUGACCAAUGAUGACGACGAUGUCGUGAAGUAAAAUGUGAUUUGCGUAUCCAAGGGAACAGUCUGGCUGUUAUGAUGCUUGUGACUGAGGGUCGAGCUCGUCACCCCUGACUGAACAGCCUCACAGCUGAUCACUCUGAAUAAGAUGUUUCCAUUUUUCACUUUUUAAAAAAAAAAUGAUUUUAAAUGAUUAUUUUCAAAGGAACUGUUAAAUUAUAUUUGAUUGUUUCACUGUUAAAUGUGUUUGCUUUUGUUUCCUCUGCGUAAAAUCAUAGCUUUGUGAUUUUGGUUUAAAAAAAACAGGAUUCGUGCUUGAGUGUAUGACAAUCGACUGGCGGUUGUUUCUUUGUUUUGUUUUAUUUUUCUACCUUUUAUAAAAGGCACUAGGAACAGCCAGGGAGCAACCUUUUCUGGGUAACAGUGGUUGUACAUGUUGACCAGGAGCCACCUUAUAGAAAUUGUUUUUGAAAAGCAGCUGGCAAACCAGAUAAGUCAGGUGGAAAACCUAAAAACCACUGAAGGCCAGCAGGGACCUCUGUGUCCGUGGGACAGUGUGUGUUGAGGUUUGGAGACACCUGUUUGACCAGAGGAGGGCACUGUGUGACCAUCAUUUUAUCAUGCAGCCUCUGGAUGACUAAUGAAAGGAUCUAAUAACUGCAGCUGCUGUAGGAAUUUAUUGGUUAAAAACGAAACAUUACAUUAUCUAUGUGGGAUACUUUCCUCGGUCUGUAAACCAAAUUUGAAACCAAUUUUAAUGUUUCACUUGGCCUGUGGAUAAUAACGGCUAAAAUUACUUGUUUAAAACAGGUUUCCAUUUAAGAGACAAAUUGCAAUUCUUCCUGCUCUGCAUAUUUUUGCAUUGUUAUUUGACUGACUAAACCGAUUUAAUGCCAGCACCUGAUACACAUAGACUGACGUGUGAGUCCACGGCGACUGAUGUCUAUUUAAGUUUUGUCAAAUUGAGUCCUCCCAGCUCAUCAAGAGAUCAGUCAAGAUCAUUUGAUUGAAAAAGUGCCGCAAAAAAUGACCAUUCACCUUUAAGAUCAUUAGGAGAUCAUUGCGCGCCAGGCAGGACGUGACCCUGGCUGAUCAGCUGUGUCUCACUGUCCCUCAUGCCUCUGAUCAACAUUUCUCACUCAGCUUUCUGCACUUUUUUUUUUCCCUGUCGUGGUCCUCAGGAACAUCAAGCAGUGCUGCAGAAGGAAACGAGUCAGUGCACGUCUGUGUUUGUGUGUGAAAGGUUUUUUUUUUUUUUGGUUGUUUGUUUCAUUGCACAGGCGGCAGCUCUCAGUUUGUGCAGAGUGUGUAGGGGAGGUCUGUGAGGUGUGCUGUGUGUGCGAGACACACACACUGAUGUCCUCUUGUCCACUGAAGGCUAGCUGUAUACAUCAAGCAUUUCAAGAAAAUGAGAUCAAAGCAGUGCUGCAAAUGGAAAAUCAUUAUUAAUAAAAACU
Chelmon rostratus (copperband butterflyfish) is the source of this 6771-nucleotide messenger RNA. It is a transcript of the gene slc27a4, whose product is annotated as solute carrier family 27 member 4. Gene Ontology annotation, biological process: medium-chain fatty acid transport; response to nutrient; very long-chain fatty acid catabolic process. The transcript is spliced from 14 exons. Bases 336 to 2267 code for a protein of 643 amino acids. Gene Ontology annotation, cellular component: microvillus; plasma membrane; endoplasmic reticulum membrane. Gene Ontology annotation, molecular function: long-chain fatty acid-CoA ligase activity; long-chain fatty acid transmembrane transporter activity. NCBI's taxonomy places the organism in Eukaryota, Metazoa, Chordata, Actinopteri, Chaetodontiformes, Chaetodontidae. The record is from RefSeq and is a predicted model, not a curated record.